Molecule: messenger RNA, 672 nt
Organism: Galleria mellonella (greater wax moth)
Lineage: Eukaryota; Metazoa; Arthropoda; Insecta; Lepidoptera; Pyralidae
Product: zinc finger protein 366-like
Exons: 2
Coding region: 1-672 (223 amino acids)
Biological process (GO): regulation of transcription by RNA polymerase II
Cellular component (GO): nucleus
Molecular function (GO): RNA polymerase II transcription regulatory region sequence-specific DNA binding; DNA-binding transcription factor activity, RNA polymerase II-specific
Source: RefSeq, a predicted model, not a curated record
AUGACUUUGGAAGCCUUGGUUCUCGACAAUGGGAAACGCCGUAAAGCCAUCGUGUCUGAAGGCACAGGUGACACGUACGAGGAAAUGGAAUACGUUAACCUCAAAUCAUACACGAAAAUGUCUCGAGCCGUACACAAAGAGUUAAUGGAGAAGCACCACUCGAAUCUAACCGAGAUAUUGAAGAAUUCAAACGCAUCGCUGCUCAGAUGUCGAGCUGGGAACGCGUAUAUAUGCAGCUAUUGUCCUGCAAAAUACCCAGAUGCAGCAGAUCUGAAAGCGCACACACUCCAAGAACACGAUGGCGAAUAUCAUCUAGGAGUUGCUCAAAGAAAAGGGAUAGCCGAAUACCUUGCGAAAUUGGACAUAACCGACCUGUGUUGCAAAUUAUGCAAUUCAAACGUAGAAACGUUGGAAUGUUUUAAAGAACAUCUAUCUGAUGUUCACGGCCUACAUAUAUUUACAGAUAUCAAUAAUCAUAUCCUACCAUUCAAGUUCCACGGCGAAGAAUUGAAGUGCUGUAUCUGUUCCGCCGUAUUCGAUAAAUUCAAGAUACUUCUUGAGCAUAUGCAUUCCCAUUACAGGAAUUACGUUUGUAAUUUCUGCGGCGCUGGUUUCGUGAACCGCAGCGGUCUAUUCCGCCAUAGUUCGACCCACGAGAAAGAUGAUGACUAA